AUGGAGGCCUGGGCCAGGGAAGGCGCAGGCCCGGGCGGGCGGGCGCUCCUGGGGAAGAGUGGGGGUAAAGGCGGUGACAAUAACAAGGAAGGUGCGGCGACGGGGGCCGCGAGGGGCCAGUUCCGGCUGCCCGCGGGCGCCCUCGCGAGGCCGGGCUGCGGCGGAAGUGGCGGCGACAAAGCCGAGCCAGCCGCGGCGUCUGGGCCAAAGUCGCGAUCCGCUGGCAUGAUGCGAACCGUAGGUGGAACUGCUUAUCUCAACUCUCCUACCCGUCUGCGCUCUCAGCCUGUGACCCGCUCCCGUUCUCUUCCAAGCAGGGAGCGCCAGGGGCCUCCUGUCUCUCUUCCCCUCUCUACGUCCUGCUUUCCCGGGGACAUCCCCCUCUAAUUCUCCGAGGGUGCCUCUGGUCCAUCCCUCCAGCAUCUUCCUAACGGUGAAGACAAACCCACAAGCUUAUAGUUUUGAGGGUUUGCUAUGGAUUAUUUUAAUAGUAGUAACAGGUAACGCUUAUAAAGCUCGCACUCUGUGCCCGGCAUGGCGCUAAGCGCUUCCUAUACGCAUUAAUUCGUUCAGUCUUUAGAACAACACUGAGCUACGUCUUAGUAAGUACUGUCCUCAGUUUGCAAAAUCAGGAAACUGAGACAUUAAGUAAAAUGCCAAGAUUAUACAGACAGCAGGCAAAUCGGGUGAUUCUGGACUGAGGUUUUUUUUCUUUGUUGUUUUUUUGUUUUUAAUUACUGUUGUAGGUGGUCAAAAUAGAAUAAGUAUUUUUCCUAAUUAUUUAGUGGAAUGUAAAGUUUAUUGGAAAAUACUUUCUUGGUGAAGUGGAUAUUUUACUUUUACAAAUUCAUAUGUGUAUGGUUGAGUAUGUCUCGUUUCUGGAAAGCUGAGCAUCACUUCUGUUUUUUUCUUUCUUUUUUUUUUUUUUAGCUUUUAUUCUUAUUUCUAAUUUUUACAUCUGUAUGCCCUGAAAAACCGUAUUCGUAUAAACAGGCACUAUAUCCGGGAAUGGACUUUUAUUGUAGCAAUGCCGUUCAAUUCUUGGUAUCAAAAAAUUAGAUUUGAUGACUUAUGAAUUCACUGUUCAACCUUCCUUCAAAGCAAAAGAAUUGAAAACCACCUGACUUGCCAAAGGAUUUGUUUAUCUAGUCCUUGUUCACUUUUUCAGUUUCUGGGAAAUAAACCAAAUAGACUUUAUUAAAAUAUCAAAUGGCUAUAAAUGAGACUUUUUUUUUUUUUUUUCCAAUGAGAUGUACAUUGUUUAACCUGAUAUAUUCCAAAGUUUGGGGAAAAUCUAGACAUUGUUAAUUUUCAUAAAUUGUUUCAGUUAAAGUGCUUUUUUAAAUUUUGUUUUGUUAUCCUAUACUUCAGUUUUGUUAUAGUCAAAACUUUUCUGCUAAUGAUACAGCUCAUUCAGGUUGAAACUUUGUCAACCAUGGAAAGUGUGUCAUAUACCCUAAUUAACAGAGCCUGUUUUCUUUCUUUCUUUUUAUUAAAUUUAUUUUUUAUU
This is a messenger RNA of Mustela erminea (ermine), 1510 nucleotides long. Its product is annotated as AT-rich interactive domain-containing protein 1B-like. Lineage: Eukaryota; Metazoa; Chordata; Mammalia; Carnivora; Mustelidae. The coding region runs from base 1 to 387 and encodes 128 amino acids. The record is from RefSeq and is a predicted model, not a curated record. The transcript is spliced from 3 exons.